GUCUGAUGGAAAGAUGGAAGGCAGCUGGAAUAGUAGGAAUUGACUGCCCAUGCCUGGAUUUUUAUUCAUUGGUGCCCAUGUUGGCAUUUACCAUCUACCCAAAACAGCAAAGCUUUCUUCAAAAACAGGUCAUGGAAAUGAACUCAAACGGUGUGGUUGAAUGAAGCAACUUCGGCAAUCAUCACAUUGAUCACAUUGUUUAACAUCAAAUAAGUGCUGUUAAAUCCCUUUGUUGUAUCAUUGCCUGCAAAGAAAACCCAAGGUCUCGCAUGCCUAUGUAUAAUGAUAAUUAAAAACUGGUUUGUAGAAAUGGAACUCUUCUAAAGCUUGACUGGAAUUUUCUCGGGAAAGAUGUCUCGGGCUGAUGUUAAAAAACCUUCCCUCUGCACCACUGGACCUUUAACUAAGGAGGUGAUUAGCCAGGCUGUCUCCACGUUUAGUAAGAUAAUGAGGUCCUCCUAUGGCCCCACAGGUAGGCUCAAACAAUUACACAACGGCAUGGGAGGAUACGUUCGUAUUUCAUCACAAUCUUCGGUUCUGCUGAGUAGUCUUUGUGUCACUCUUCCCGUCUUAAAGCUUCUGGUAGCCUCUCUGCAGAAUCACCUUGCGCUCUUCGGGGACAGUGGCUUAUUUACUGCAAUUUUUUGCUGCAGCUUGCUUGAAAAAUACGAAAGCCUGAAUAUGGCUCCGUACCCUUUCAUUAAAAUUAGCAAACAUAUUUUGAGCCUGUGCCUUGACUACCUUUCAUCUGAAACCUGUGGUUGCCGAAUACCGGUGGAUUUCAGCAGUUCUAAGCUUCUCCUUAGCCUGGUGCGCAGUAUUAUAUCGAGCAAACGUGCUUGCAUGCUUAGCAGAAAGGAGGCCGAUCACAUCAGCAUAUUGGUGUUAAGAGCCUUUCUGUUUACAGUCCCCCAAAAUGUGGAUUCUAGUGCCGUGCUAGGAAAAUGUCAUUACAUACCUUUAAAAAAUAAGAGAGUUAUGGAUUCUACUGUCUAUCCUGGACUUUUAAUUGAAAUGCCAGAAAUGCAUCUGAUUCCGCCUUUCAAAAGAACUCCUUCAGGUCAGAUCAAAGUGGCUCUGUUUGGCAUGUCUAUGUCAGGAGAUUUGUCUCAUGCCGGAGAAGGAGCCAUAGUUAUCCAUCAUGGAAUUUCUCUAGAAGCCGAAAUGUUGGAGCAGUUACUCAGUGUAGGCAGGGAAGUAAUAACUGAUGGUGUCGGCCUUGUGAUAUGCCAGAAGGUCAUCCACCCAACCUUGAAGCAGUAUUUAAAGGAGAACAAUAUUGUUGCUGUCGAGAGAGUUGGAAUAAGAAUGAUGGAGCCCCUGAAGAAAAUGACAGGUUCUCAGCCAAUACCUUCCUUACAAUUGCUGUCUCCUGCUUGUUAUGGCCAACUGAAGGACUUACAGACUCAAUGUUUUGAUUCAAAAUGGUUCCUGCAUCUACUUCCUGAUCAGCCAGUUUUCUGCAGUUUGCUACUCUGCAAUAGGAAUGAAACAGCAUGGGAUGAACUAAAGCUUGCUUGUCAAACUGCAGAACGUGUUUUGCAGUUAACAGUCAAAGAUCCAUGGAUUUUGCUGGGCGGAGGCUGUACCGAAACUCAUGUGUCCUCCUACAUAAAGCACAAGAGUUGUAGUGUAACAGAGGGCACCUUGGAAGAUCUAGGUUGUUCUUCGGAGGAAUUCCACUUAGUAACUGACUGUUUUUGCCACUCACUGGAGUCCAUUGCUCGCUCUCUGGAGCAUGACAGUGGUGACGUUCUCACUGAUACCCAUUGGGGUCAUUCGUGGUCCAUUCCACCUAAGAUUCCUAGCAACUCGGAUUGGUCAGAUUUUGUUCAAAAGUGUGGGUGCGGCCUUUGCAACAAACAGGAAGGCCUCAACUGGAAGAUGUUAAACUGUCGUUCUGUUUCUUUCCUUCCCCAAAAUUGUGUUCACGAGUCCUCUGUAACAUCUGCUGACCAUCUUGUCCUGGAUUGUUUUGCUGCAAAGCGGAAUGGUUUGCAAGUUGCAGUUGAGACAGCCCAUCUCAUUUUAGACAUAUCACAUAUAAUUGAAGAUCGUAAUUAGUUGUGUGUGCACAUUUAAUAAUGUAUUUGCACUGGCAAUUCUAGGCCUCUUUCCAACCACAUCCCUUGCAUCUUCAGAAAAACCUGUAACAAACAUUGGAAUUCUCAAGGUCAUGUUUAUUACUAUUACUGGAAGGAAAAAACUAUUCCUGCUGCGUUACAGACCCCAGAGAAGCAUUUACACAUAUGCAAGUAUCCUCAGGGUGCCAUACUUAUGGACCAGAAAUAUCAGUUGCAAAUUUGGCUUUUCUUGGUGUAACAUAGAUAUUUUUGUCUUAUUUUUGUUUCUUUGCAUGUUUGAUAUUUUUAAAAAAGGCAUAUGCUACUGAAAACGCUUAUACAAAUAUGUAACAUCUUUUGCUAAGAUACAUGACCACUGUUUGUUUAGAAUGUGAAAAAUGAAAGAUUGUGACUAAACAAAAAUUUAAUAUACAGAUAAUACCAACAGAAAUUAUUUUAGCCUCUGUAAUAAAUGGUGUUACUGAUUUUAGCUCACCAUGGAAAACAUCACAUUAUAUAUAUAUAUAUAUAUAUAUAUAUAUAUAUAUAUAUAUAUAUAUAUAUAUAUAUAUAUAUAUAUAUAUAUAUAUAUAUAUAUAUAUAUAUAUAUGGUUAAUAAUGUAAGGACUGAAGUGCAACAUAAUUGGAUUCUAAAUAAUCUAUUUUUCAAAACACAGAACAGUCCAAACAUAAAUGUAAGGUCUAAAUUAAGAAUAUUUCAUUUUUAAUUUAAGAAUUGUUUGAUUGAAAACUGGUUUAGUGGUAAUAGAUUGCUACAGAUUCAAAAUAUUUUUCAAGGGUAUGCACAAAAAUAUUUUUUUCCUAGCAUCAGCUAAAUUAGAUAUAUUACAUUGAGAAAAGUGUUUCUCAUUUCUUUCUGUUAUCUUUAUUAAUGUCAUUGCAGAAAUGUUAAUAUAGGAAAUAGAUUUUGUUAUCUGCUUUUAUCUUCCAAAACUGAAAAAGGUUAAAAAUGUAAGAUUCUUGCCUAUUGGCUUUUUUGAGUUAGCUGUUUUAGAUUGUAAAAGUUUAGUUCCUAAAGAGGUAACCUUAUAAUUUUAAUUUCCUCCUGCAGUGUAUAUCCACUAUAACUGAAACAUCAAUUCUGUCUGUUCUCCUUCCAUUUAAUACAUCAAAAGUGUUUCAGAUGCAAUUGGUAGUAAGAAUGGAUUGGUCCUGCCUGCUUACAAUAUAGAGGAGUUGUUUCCGUCUUUGAACUGGGAGUAUCCUGGGAUAGGGUUAAAAAAAGUCACAAUAGUGACUAUCAUAGUGCAAUCAAAUUGCCAUAAUAUUUAUGUGUGUCCCCUAUUAUGGCUACCACCCUGAAUAUUUUUUUUACCAAACUCUGCAUGCAUCUCUGCUUUGAAUAUGAACAGCCAUAUUUUUUCCUAACACAGUUUAUAUAAUUAUGUUUUUUUU
Molecule: messenger RNA, 3479 nt
Organism: Thamnophis elegans (Western terrestrial garter snake)
Lineage: Eukaryota; Metazoa; Chordata; Lepidosauria; Squamata; Natricidae
Gene: MKKS
Product: McKusick-Kaufman syndrome
Exons: 4
Coding region: 352-2064 (570 amino acids)
Biological process (GO): cilium assembly; intracellular transport; chaperone-mediated protein complex assembly
Cellular component (GO): nucleus; kinociliary basal body; cytoplasm
Molecular function (GO): ATP binding
Source: RefSeq, a predicted model, not a curated record